AUAAACACAUUAACCUGCCUUAAAAGUUCAACCUCUCUCUCUCUCUCUCUCUCUUCACUGUACAUUGAUUAUCUCUUCAUUCUUCAUUUCCCCCUUUCUCCCACCUCACAUUUGGGCCCCAACUCUACACCUUUUGUUUGAACUCAAAAGCAACACCAACACUCUUUACAAUAACCUCUUUAACACACACACACACACACACACAGUUAACAACAGCACUUCAAAUUUUUCACAUUAGGUUUUCAAUUUUCAUGAAUUUCUCUCCGGCAGCGGCGGUGUAGCGGCGGUGUUCAGUUUCAAGUUGUACUGAUGGCGUCGUAUCGCAACGGCAGAGGUCCGACGAAAGUAGAUCGAGUUCAACCGGCUUCUUCCGCGAAUCUCAGAGCGUCUUCUUCGUUUAAAUCGAAGAGUUCUAAUGUUCGCCGUAGUGGCUCCGGUGUCGGAGUUAGAGAUUCCGAUGAUUCCGUUUCUGGUCGUGUUCGAGUUGCUGUCAGAUUGAGACCUCAAAAUGCUGAGGAGAUGGUGGCAGAUGCUGAUUUUGCCGAUUGUGUGGAAUUGCAACCAGAGUUUAAACGGUUGAAACUUCGAAAGAACAAUUGGGAUUCAGAUACUUACGAAUUCGAUGAAGUGCUAACUGAAUCUGCAUCACAGAAGCGUGUUUAUGAAGUUGUUGCAAAACCUGUGGUGGAGAGUGUUCUAGAUGGUUACAAUGGGACAGUGAUGGCUUAUGGUCAAACGGGCACGGGGAAGACUUUUACUCUAGGACGAUUGGGUGAUGAAGACACAUCUGCACGUGGAAUCAUGGUCCGUGCAAUGGAGGAUAUUCUCUCUAAUAUAUCUCGGGAUUCUGAUUCUGUCAUGAUCUCGUACUUGCAGCUUUACAUGGAGACAAUCCAAGAUCUCUUAAAUCCAAUAAACGAUAACAUUUCAAUCGUUGAAGAUCCAAAAACUGGUGAUGUGUCUGUACCUGCUGCAACGCUGGUAGAUAUACGAACCCACCAUGAUUUUAUGGAGUUAUUGCGGUUGGGAGAAGCUCAUAGAGUUGCUGCUAACACAAAACUGAAUACCGAGUCUUCUCGUAGUCAUGCUAUUUUAAUGGUGCACGUUAAAAGGUCUGUCACGGAUAUGGAAUCUGAGAUCCCAAGUGAUAAUUACCAUUCUCUUCACAUGAGUAAAAGCUCUAAGCCACCUAUUAUUCGAAAAGGCAAAUUAGUUGUUGUAGAUCUUGCUGGCUCUGAACGUGUUCACAAGUCAGGAAGUGAGGGACACACAUUAGAGGAAGCGAAAUCUAUAAAUCUUUCAUUAAGUGCAUUAGGAAAGUGCAUAAAUGCUCUUGCAGAGAAUAGCCCUCAUGUACCUGUUAGAGAUUCUAAGUUGACGAGGCUGCUUAAAGAUUCGUUUGGAGGUACUGCAAGAACAUCAUUAAUUGUAACUGUUGGACCAUCUCCACGACAUCGUGCAGAAACCUCAAGUACUAUAUUGUUCGGACAAAGGGCUAUGAAGGUGGAGAACAUGUUGAAAAUCAAGGAGGAAUUCGAUUACAAAAGUAUGUGUAAAAGGCUUGAGACACAGAUCGACAAACUGAUUGCAGAAAAUGAAAGACAGCAGAAAGCAUUUGAGGAUGAAAUUGAAAGGACAGCAAUAGAAGCACAACAGCGUAUAUCUGAGGCUGAAAUUAAUUAUACAGAAGCUUUAGAGAGGGAGAAAAUGAAAUGUCAGAUGGACUACAUGGAAUCAAUCAAAAAGCUCGAAGAAAAGUGGAUGAACAACCAUUCAAAACACGGAACCAAUGGCUUCAUUAAUGGCAAUCAUGGUGGCAAGGGUAAUGAUCAUGCCAAUGAAGACGUUAGAGAAUUAAAAAUAAAGCUUCAGAAGGAAAUGGCUUUGCGGAAACAGGCUGAAGAAGAGAUACAACAUCUUAAGAAUUCACAACUUCACCCUACAGAGGCAGGAGUUAAUGCUGAUGUUAUAAAGCUCCAAAGUUUACUAGAUGAAGAGACUCGUCAGAAACAGAAACUUGAGGAAGAAGUUUUGCUAUUGCAAAGCAGAUUGUCACAGCUGGCUUUCGGUUCUGGUCAGCCUAGAAACUCACAACUUGAUAAUCAAAGCAAUGGAGAGAGAACAUCAAUAGCCAAUCUUCACGAACAUGUUGGAUUGCAAAAGAUCUUGUCCUUGCUAGAGUCAGAAGAUCCAAAUGUACGUUUGCAUGCAGUUAAGGUGGUGGCCAACUUAGCAGCUGAAGAUACUAAUCAGGAAAGAAUAGUUGAAGCUGGUGGUCUCACAUCAUUGCUGGCGCUUCUUAGAAGCAGAAGCUUUGAUGAAACAAUAUGCAGAAUAGCAGCUGGUGCUAUUGCAAAUCUUGCAAUGAACGAAGCUAAUCAGGAACUUAUAAUGGCUCAAGAUGGGAUUAGUCUCUUGGCGAUGACUGCAGCUGAUGCUGAAGAUCCACAGACUCUACGAAUGGUAGCUGGAGCUAUUGCCAACCUAUGUGGAAAUGAUAAACUACAAACUCGGUUGCGAUCCGAAGGUGGAAUCAAAGCGUUGCUAGGGAUGGUUAGGUCAAGACAUCCAGAUGUUCUUUCUCAAGUUGCACGUGGAGUUGCAAAUUUUGCAAAAUGCGAGUCCCGAACUUCUAGCAAAGGUAACAAAAAUAACCGAUCUUUAUUGAUUGAAGACGGGGCACUUCCAUGGAUUGUGCAAAAUGCCAACAACGAAGCAUCAAUAAUUAGACGCCACAUUGAGCUCGCUCUUUGUCAUUUAGCACAACACGAGGUAAAUGCAAAAGACAUGGUGAGCGGAGGUGCCCUUUGGGAGCUAGUUCGUAUCUCACGUGACUGUUCCCGAGAAGACAUACGUGCUCUUGCUCGACGUACUUUGACUUCUAGUCAAACCUUUUCAUCUGAACUACGACGCUUAAGAGUAGAGAUCUAAAUUUAUGUAGCCUUAUUGAAACAACCAGAUCAUAUUUUUGUAACAUUCGUGUGGGCAUUCCGUCUUGUUGUGGGUUGCUUCAUGUUUGGUGUUUAUAGGAUAAUAAAUUAAACAUCUGUUUUGUAAACAUGCAUUGUUCGUUUGUGAUUAGCUAGUUGGUAAUUUAUUUGUUACAAAA
Helianthus annuus (common sunflower) is the source of this 3109-nucleotide messenger RNA. RefSeq names its product kinesin-like protein KIN-UB. The coding region runs from base 310 to 2931 and encodes 873 amino acids. Gene Ontology annotation, biological process: microtubule-based movement. Gene Ontology annotation, molecular function: microtubule motor activity; ATP binding; microtubule binding. The transcript is spliced from 19 exons. The record is from RefSeq and is a predicted model, not a curated record. Lineage: Eukaryota; Viridiplantae; Streptophyta; Magnoliopsida; Asterales; Asteraceae.